Molecule: messenger RNA, 1076 nt
Organism: Gossypium arboreum
Lineage: Eukaryota; Viridiplantae; Streptophyta; Magnoliopsida; Malvales; Malvaceae
Exons: 2
Coding region: 33-1076 (347 amino acids)
Source: RefSeq, a predicted model, not a curated record
AAUCAACAGAGAUUUAACAAAAGAAAUUCAAUAUGAAUAUUAUCAAGGGAUUUCCCACUAUUUUCCUUUUCAUUUGCUUUGUUUUAAUUAUUACAGAUUGUUUCAUGGUUGAAGCAGAUACUUGCAAACCCAGUGGCAAGCUGAGAGGGAAAAAGCUUCCGCCAGGGCAAUGCGAUUCUAAUUGUUGUGAAGACGGAAAGUUUUAUACAACGUAUAAAUGUUCACCGCCUGUGUCGAGCCAUACAAAAGGAAAAUUGACAAUUAACAGCUUUGCUGCUGGUGGAGAAGGUGGAGGACCGUCGGAAUGCGACAACCGUUACCACUCGGAUGAUGAACCUGUGGUGGCACUUUCGACUGGGUGGUUUAACAAUAAAAAGAGGUGUUUGAAGUAUAUAACAAUCCAUGGAAAUGGAAAAAGUGUGAAGGCUAAGGUUGUGGAUGAAUGUGAUUCUGCGAAGGGGUGUGAUUCAGAGCAUGGUUAUCAGCCUCCUUGUCCCAACAACAUUGUUGAUGCCUCAAAAGCAGUUUGGAAAGCUCAUGGAGUUCCUGAAAGUGAUUGGGGCUUAAUAGAUAUCUACUGGUCAGAUACAUGCAAACCCAGUAGCAAGCUUAAAGGGAAAAAGCCUUUGCCGGGGAAAUGCAACCACGAAAAUGACUUUGAUUGUUGUAUAGAAGGAAAGCUUUACACAACGUAUAAAUGUUCACCGCCUGUGUCGAGCCAUACAAAAGCGAAGUUGACAAUUAACAGCUUUAAACCUGGCGGGGAUGGUGGCGGACAGUUAGAAUGUGACAACCAUUACCACUCAGAUGAUGACCCUGUGGUGGCACUUUCGACUGGAUGGUUUAACCACAAAAAUAGGUGUUUGAAGUAUAUCAGUAUCCAUGGCAAUGGAAAAAAUGUGAAAGCUAAGGUUGUGGACGAAUGUGAUUCUACGAUGGGAUGUGAUUCGGUGCAUGAUUACCAGCCUCCUUGUCCUAACAACAUCUUUGACGCCUCGAAAGUAGUUUGGAAAGCUCUUGGAGUUCCUGAAGAAAAUUGGGGCGAAAUGGAUAUUUAUUGGUCGGACACCAAUUGA